CAUCAAUCAGCAAUAACCACAAGCCCAGGCGGACAGGAAGUAGGCGGGGUAAAAGGCGCAGUGUCCAGCGUAGCAUCACUCAACCUAUCAACAUCAAGUAUUCCGAAGUGGGCUGGAUAUCUGAGUGGCCAUGAAAGCUGGAAACUCGCUUCAAAUUAAAUACUUCUCGAUUUCUUUCACCUUUUUCUGUCCCUAACCAGCCUCUAUUUUCUCUUGUUAGAAUUCGUAGUGGGAAAUUCUCACAUUGGUUGUUACCAAAUCCACCUACCGUUAGGCCUCUAGUCCGAGUCUAACUUCCCGCCGCAAUCAUGCUCCAAAAAGACGUAGCCGCGAAUUUUUCCGACUACUUGCAAAGGGCGUCGAAGGAGCAAUCUUCUGUUGUCGAGCGCAUGAAAGAGUUUAUUGCCUGUGGAGAGCGAAUCAAACACCAAUUGGAAUCGAAUUAUCUGGAUUUAGCUUCCUAUGAACCGAUUAGUGAAGUCCCUGUAAAUACUACUCCCGAGGAAGCCCCCGCAACGAAGAUCUCUCCUGAUACUCAGGAGACCUAUAAUCAACUAAAUCAUGUUUCGUCAUGUACGAAGCGUGAGUCGUCCGUCUCUUCUAUCAAGAGUCGCACGCGGUCAAAAUGCCCACCUAGACGAUCGCGAGCCAGUGUGACGUCUGGUACAGUUUCUGAUACAGAGUUUUCUUGCCAACCACAAUUUGGGAAACUAUGGAAGCCUGAUGAAAUAGCUCCUACUUCGACCCGGGACACUGCCGUCAGCGACGAACUGGACUCAAGUAUGCCUAUUGGAGAGCCUGAGAAAUGCCUCAGUCAAGAAGAACUUAUCGCCGAGGUCAAAGGUAUAUAUGCCGGUCUCGUCAUGGUGGAAUCUAAAUGCAUUGAGGUCGAUAACUUCCAAGAACAACCCAUCGCCGAGGUCAAUGGUAUAUAUGCAGGUCUUGUCAUGGUUGAAUCCAAAUGCAUUGAGGUCGAGGAUUUUCAGCCGACGCAGGACAAAACCCGAUUGGACAAUAGGGAGCGGAAAACAAAUAUUGCCCGUCUAGCUUCCCUACACGAAACAAGCCUGGCUUUCGAGGACGACGAUCCCAAGCAUAUCACAUCCACAAAAUCCUUGACCGUAGAAAGGCUACGUGAAUGCAUGGAACGUCUUGAGGCCGCAAGUUCUAAUCUUUCCUCCUCAUUCCGGGAGCCUUUCGUGGCUCUAUUUGAUGCAAUCAGUGACUGGACUGCUCGUCUCGUUGACGAUAAACCUGGGCUAGAGAGAUACAAGGAAUCGCAUAGGAUCAUCGUCAAGAACCUUUGGCGCCUCAUCCGAUCUCUUCGUCCAUCCUUAUUCAUGCCUCUAGUCUCAUCUUUUCAUAAAGCCUGUGCUUCGCCCCUUCGAGCCGUUCCGGGUAUUGAAGAUGGCAAAUCUCAGGAUCCAUUGGCUUUUAGCAUAUUUUGGUACACAUGCUUGCUCGGUGUGGUUCUAGGAUAUAUUGCUCUUGCUGUAUAUCAUCGUGAUAGAAGCUUUCUAGGAGUAGGUAUGGGCGUAUCAGCCUGGGCAUACCUAGCCAUGGUUUUGGUGGGCGAUGAACCCAUUCAUGUUAUUGUCAGGUGAGUCGUCGAGCCUACUCUAUAGCUUCUACCUUCGGCUUUAUCUUGGUACGUUUUCCUGGGUGCUAAUCGUAAUUAGUGCCGGCACCGUAUGUGCUUUUUUUACUUCCAUGUGGAUGUCUCUUGAUCUCCACGAAAGCGGGAUGAGAAAAAGCAGGCAGCAACUUUCAAAGUAUUGCAUCAUCAUUAGCUCCCUGAUAAUCGAUGCUGCUAUUAGCUUUUUGCUAGCACCUUCGGAAAACUUCCUUCUCGGAGCACAGAAGACUCAAUCACCAGGUUUCAUGAUGGUGGUGUUCGGUGUGCCGUGUGCAACUCUCUCAGUCGUCUUGUUCAAGAUGAUUCGAACAGUUGCUGCGAUCCUCGUCGAACCAAACGCGCCACUUGUUGGGAAUGUCACUCCCGACGCCGAAUCCUGAUCGAAAGUCUCUAAAGGUUAGAUUGUAGUCAGGUGAUAUCAAAGGAAUGUAUCUUAGUCUAGAAAGGAUCUGUAUAGUUGCCCGUUACAGGGCCUGUUGACUUCUAUUCAAGUCUUGAAGAUUCGGGAGCACCUAGUCAGAUACAAUUCAUAACCUGCAAUGCUACAAUUAACCAACCUAGCAUUAGAUGGUACUUGCUCAGGUGACCCUA
This is a messenger RNA of Annulohypoxylon maeteangense, 2227 nucleotides long. RefSeq lists its product as uncharacterized. The record is from RefSeq and is a predicted model, not a curated record. NCBI's taxonomy places the organism in Eukaryota, Fungi, Ascomycota, Sordariomycetes, Xylariales, Hypoxylaceae. The transcript is spliced from 4 exons. Bases 309 to 1604 code for a protein of 431 amino acids.